Messenger RNA from Danio aesculapii, 4995 nucleotides. RefSeq names its product ring finger protein 169 (gene rnf169). Gene Ontology annotation, biological process: double-strand break repair. The transcript is spliced from 6 exons. Gene Ontology annotation, molecular function: nucleosome binding; metal ion binding; ubiquitin-protein transferase activity. Gene Ontology annotation, cellular component: site of double-strand break; nucleus. NCBI's taxonomy places the organism in Eukaryota, Metazoa, Chordata, Actinopteri, Cypriniformes, Danionidae. Bases 13 to 1914 code for a protein of 633 amino acids. The record is from RefSeq and is a predicted model, not a curated record.
AGGCACAUACCAAUGAAGAUGGCGGCGGUGGGGUCCGCCAAAUCCACUGGACCGGGGCAGAGAAGCAAAAGCAGGCCCGGCGCGCUCUCCACUCCACUGUCUCUAGAGGAGGCCCGGUGCCCGGUGUGCUCGGAGAUACUCCUGGAGCCGGUCACGAUGCCGUGCGGCCACUCGGUGUGCCUGCAUUGUUUCCAGCGGACGGUGAAGUUGAUCAGCCUGUGCUGUCCGCUGUGCCGGCUGCGAGUGUCCAGCUGGGCCCGUAAACAGUCCCGGGAGAAGAGCCUGGUCAACGCCGAACUGUGGGAGCUCGUCCGGCUUAGCCACCCGGAGCGGUGCAGGCGAAGGAUGGAGCAGCGGGACGGAGAGAUCCCGGACGGGGAAAUCUUUCGUGCGCCUGAUCCCGUUCAUAAGGCUGGAGAAAUGCGUCAAGAGUACGAGAAGCAAAAGAUGAAGAGUGGACGCAGUGAAGAAACUGAUGAAAGAAAGAAAAAAAUGCAUAUGAAAGAAGAGUGUGUGCUGCUGAAACAUUGUCAAUAUCCUUUUUGUGGAGUGUCCGACUCUGAGAAUGAAGAGCCGGUAGGAAAGAGGACCAGACACGUUUCAGCAUUUGUACGAAAAACAAGAUGCUCCCCUGCCUUCAAUAGAGGUUGUCUUCAUAGCAGUGCUGCUCAGAGGAGCAGGAGUUGUACAGAUUCUGAAGAUGGAAGAGGAAAAAGCAGAGGUCACACAACUCAGGCUGUUCCUGAUAAGGCUAACAUCGCUCAUAGUUACAACGCUGGAAUCCUCCUCUCCUCUGAGAACAGCCGGUCCUUCUCAGCCCCUGUGCUCAGUCUAGAUAAGAGACACCUAUGGCGGGGCAUCCACACCUCAUCUGCCACCCUUGUGCUUCAGACAAAACCAGAGAGGUCCAUUAGCCCCGAGAGCAACGACAGCAUAUCGGAAGAACUCAACCAUUUCAAGCCUAUCGUCUGCUCACCGUGCACUCCGCCCAAAAGGUUACCCGAUGGACGGCUCUUGGAACCAAUGAUCGUGAAGUCAACCCCCAGGAACUUGACCCGCGCUUUGCACAAGUCCACAAGCUACGAGGCUAGUCCGACUAUCUUGCAGAAGUGGAAGCAGAUUGAAGUUGAUCGUCAAUGCAUCAAAGUGACCUCAAAAGGUACGGUUACAAGUCCAGUUACAGAGGAUCUGAGCGUUAAACUGAGUCCCGUCCAAGAACGGGACUGUCAACCCUGCAGCUGUUCUGUAUCCAAGGACCGAUUGCAGGAUCUUCAGUGCAUUUGUGGUUCAAGUGCAAAUAAGUCAAGGAGUCGAAAGGAUAAGCCCAUACUCUAUAAUAAACGACGGCUUAUAUUUGAUCAAUAUAACAAAGUGGAAGAAAAAACGCAAGUUGCAGCUCAGAUCAAAACAAUUGGAGAUACUUCAACCCCUGAAGCAAGUAAGGAACUCUGUGAACUGUCAGAAAUGUGUCCACCAAUGCUUGACUGUAAGGCUGGACAUUGCAAUCAAGGUACUGUAGACCCGGAUCAUAAUAUAAUGACGAAUGAGCCUACCAUAAUGAGCUGUGCACUUAACAGACCUACCUCAAGAAGGGGCAAAAAGAGAAGCCAGAAAACCAAACACAUGGAGGAAACUCUACAGACGAAAAUAUCCCGGACAGACAGCUGCAAUGCCUGUGACAGACUUAAUGAUCUGAUUGUCCAGAGAAUGAGUCAGGAAAAGGAGGACAGAGAAUUGGCUCUAAAGCUUCAAAGACAGUUUGACAGAGAGUGUAAAAAAGUGGACCGACAUAAAACAAGUCGGAACAAAUAUGAACUCCGGUCCUGGGGUUCAAAAGAUGGGAUAGUUGGAUACAACACACGCAGAUCAGGGAGAAUCUCCAAACGAAAUGAGCACUUUAACUAUACCUGUUAAAGGGACCUACGGUUAUGGUCAUAUUUUAUUGUAGUGUUUCGUCACAGUCAUGAGUAUUUUCUUUGUUUGGGCACUACAGAGGCUUUCUAACGUCUGUAUAAGUAUUGCAAGACAAGGUAUUUACUUUUUUGACUUGUCAUUUAGUAGAUGGGCUUCAUCCAAAGCAACUUUCGUCAAUCAAGUCCACCUAGAGCAACCCAGGGUUAAGUGCCUUUACUUUAAGGCACAGUGGUUAUAGGGCAGGAUUGAGCAAGUUUCCCAAUCACAUGGAUCUGGACUAAAAGCUGCAGUGUUUCGUUUCCAGCUCGGUAACUGUUUAUCAGGCUUCGACUACUCAAAAAGAAAGGAACUAUGUUAUUUGGGAAGUACAGAACUAUAUACGCCAUAAGAAAUCUGUAAGUCAAGCCAGGACAUAGUACUUACAAUCUUCCUGCUCAUCACAAUCACUUUUUAUUUUGGAUGUUUUAAAUUUAUCAUAGGACAAUUGUUACAAAACAUUUUGAACGGAUGUUUUUAAUUGUGACAUAAGCCUUCGUUUGCUUGUUUCUUCAUUUCUUGUUUCCAGUCCUUGGGAUGUAUUCUUGAUUUACCCAUCGAUCAAUCCGUUUUCUUUCUUUUUAUUUGACGAAAUUUGUGGGAGAAGAGUAAUAUUGUAGCCUUAGGCCAGAAAACCACUCUACACAAGUACAAGGAUGCAAAUGCUAGGUCAACAGUUUGCAAGAAAACAGUCUCAUAGGUAAACUGAUUCCUGCAUUCUUGUUGUACCAUGGCGGAAGUAAACCUCAGUAGUGAUAGGAUUGCCUUUAAAUCUUUGUGCCAUUAAUCAGAAUUGUAUUAUUUAUUUACGUUUUACUUAGCAGUAAAUGUGUUUAACAUUUAAAGAUUUGAUUCAAUCAAACUGAACAUUGUUAUUAAUCACUCACCCUCAUAUUGGUCCAAACCUCUGAUACCUUUGUUCGAGACACAAAUUGAGGUAUUUUAGAUGGAAUCAGAACUCCCUCAUCCUCCAUAUUCAGCAAUAGUCACAAGACUAUAAAAUAUACCAAAAACAUCCUCAAAACAGACCUUUCAGUGGUUCAAACAGAAUAUUAUAAGCUAUGAGAAUCCUGCGCACAUGAAUAAAAAUAGCUUUAUUCAGCCAUUUUCAGUGUAGAGCACAUAUACAUGAGAGCGAUUUGCACUGUAUACGUAUUAAUAUUUUUGAUGUGCGCACAAAAGGAAUACCGUAGCUUCUUUCAUAGACUGAUUAAUCCACUGAAGGCAUAUAGUUUAUUUCGAGGAUGAUUUUCUUCUGGACUUUGAACAAGCUGGGAUUGUUGAUGUCUAUGGAGGAUGAAGGAGCUCUCCGAUUUCAUGUAAAAUAUCUUUAUUUGUAUUCCGAACUUCAGACAAACAGGUCUCAGGAGACGGACAUAUGGGUGAGUAGUUAAUUGCCAUCAUUUUAAUUUCUAGAAUCGACCCUUUCAAGAUAAACCUUAAUGAACAAUAUUGCGACACGCAGGAUUCACUUCACUGUACUUCUCAUUUAUUUCGAUAUUAUCUGCAAGCAGAGAUAAUUUAACGAUGUCAAAGCAAUUAUUUGAUUGGUUUACGAGGUAACUGUUAUGCUUUGCAUCACUAUUUGUUGCUGUAUUUACUAAAUGGGUGCAGGAAAAGAAAAUACCCAAGACGGUAAUAAGUAGUUCACCAGGGAAACAGAGAACUUGUACAUGAUGGUUAAUGCUAAUGACUGCUAUAUCGCCCCUUGUGGCAUUGACAUUGAAUUUUAUGUAUUGCAUCAUGUGAAUGAAUUUUUUUAAUAGCAGGUAUUUGCGUUCACUAGUUUGUGUAUAGUAUGUUUGGGGCCUAACUGUACAUGUUUUACAUUGUUAAUUCAAUUGCUAUAGAGUUUUGAAUGACAACUCUAAGAGAUGUUAGGCAACAAUAUUAACGUAGUUGAGAUUUCUGAUGAAAUCGGCUUUAUUUGUCGUUUUAUUUAAACUCUCCAACCUUAAUCUAAAUAAAUUAGCAUAAAUCUGAUUCAAAUUUGAUAGGCAAACAAACAUAUUUAGAGACUUCUGUAAAAGAUUUGCAUGUAACGCCACUAGAGAAAACCUAGCAUGCUUCAUUUGGCAACAAGAUUCUAAAGAUAUCGUUUUUAUUUUUCUGUCAUUGUAUUUUCAGAGUAUAUGUCAAAUUUAGAUUGAUGUUGACUUAAUUGUAAGACACUACUCUUAAGGGCUACUUCAUUUCAGGACUUUGUUUACUAGAGAGAUCUAUUUUGCGACUUGCGUUUGCCAAGAAAGCUUUAAUCAUCUUAUAUUUGCUGAAAAAAAAUAAUACCCAGUUGGACCACGUGUUUAUGUGCAUGCAUUUAAUUUCGCCGCCUUUUACCUUGAUCCUAUUCGUUCUUUUAUUACAGAUUAUUACAUCCUGUAAAUUUCUUGGUAAUGUGCCAACAAUUUCCUGUAGGUAAUUUAAGUUUUACACAACUCUGUAGGUUACAGGACGUACUAUUGGACACGAUGAAAGAUUUUUAUGCAUUACUGUACUAUUUUGGAAAUCCGACUCGGCUGUAUUGAUACUGAUGCAAAGACGAUAUCGCAGAUUGUUUCUGACCGGCUUUCAAAGCACUUGGAUUGUCUUCCAUUGUUGAAAGGUAUUGCUGGAUUUAAAAUAUGUUUGAAUUCAGUGGAGAUGUAAAGCACACAUUAUAUUUAUUAUAUUGUUAAAACUAUUUUCAUGUUUCAUGUUUUUAAAAUUUUGCCUUUUUCAAAUUCACGUCACCAGAACACUGAGCAUUUCUAGCUGAUGUGACAGGAAUUAAAUGUAGCAUCCAUAAAUAAGAGUACUUUUUGCGUUUGUAAUGAAUAUUUAAAGAUUUGUUUUCGACACAUCUCAUUAGAUGCUCAGGAGAGUAACAGUUUCAGUCAUUAAGCAUAUAUGCCUUGCUUUCUAAUGACGGACAUUUACUCUAUCAUCGACUUUUGUAUUGAUUUAAUUGCCAGUCUUUCUUUCCAUCUCUGUCAUGUUUACCUUGAAGGAAUUAUCUGAAGAAAAACAAGAUGAAAACAAUUAAUAAACGAUUAUGACAUCUAACUA